GUUACCUUUAAUGGAAACCAUAAUUAAAUUUAAACAAUUUUUAGUUUUAGUCUGAGGAAAUGUUUAAAUGGAUCAUUUAGUAAGGAUUUGACGUUUGUAAAUAUAGGAAGAUGAGGCUGUUUGCUGCGUUUGUGUUCUUCCUGAACGCCUCUCAAGAAUGUUUUUCGGUAAAAGUGGAGGUUCAAGAGGGUGCAGAAUCUGUUGUGUUGCCCUGCCAGUACAAUCAAGUACUGGAAGAGGUUGUUACAGUGAAAUGGAGCCGCCGUAAUCUUAAUCCCAGUAUCGUCCAUCAAAGGCGAGAAGGAGACGACCUGCGAUCACAAAAUCAGCUUUUCAGGGGAAGAACAUCCAUGAGAUCUGAUACUCUAGACUCUGGUGACUUCAGUCUUACCCUGAAAGACUUGCAACUUUCUGACAUCGGCAUCUACAUCUGCAGCAUGAUUGAUGAUGAAGAAGAAAAAACACUAUCAGAAGUUGAACUGCAUCUAAAAGCCUCUCAGGAUUCAUUGACUAAAAAAGUGGAGGUUCAAUGGGUUGAGUCUGUCGUUCUGCCCUGUCAGUACGGCCAACAGUUUAGAAGAGAUGGUUACAGUGAAAUGGAGCCGCUUGGACCUCAAUGUCAGUACUGUCCAUGAACGGCGAGAAGCAGACG
This is a messenger RNA of Poeciliopsis prolifica (blackstripe livebearer), 652 nucleotides long. Its product is annotated as V-set domain-containing T-cell activation inhibitor 1-like. The transcript has 3 exons. NCBI's taxonomy places the organism in Eukaryota, Metazoa, Chordata, Actinopteri, Cyprinodontiformes, Poeciliidae. Bases 111 to 635 code for a protein of 174 amino acids. Gene Ontology annotation, cellular component: external side of plasma membrane. The record is from RefSeq and is a predicted model, not a curated record. Gene Ontology annotation, biological process: negative regulation of T cell proliferation; positive regulation of T cell proliferation; immune response.